Molecule: messenger RNA, 1042 nt
Organism: Zalophus californianus (California sea lion)
Lineage: Eukaryota; Metazoa; Chordata; Mammalia; Carnivora; Otariidae
Product: myeloid cell surface antigen CD33-like
Exons: 4
Coding region: 41-733 (230 amino acids)
Biological process (GO): cell adhesion
Cellular component (GO): plasma membrane
Molecular function (GO): sialic acid binding
Source: RefSeq, a predicted model, not a curated record
GAGCCAGCGUCCCUGACGGUGCAGGAGGGCCUGUGUGUGCAUGUGCCCGGCAGCUUCUCCUACCCCAAUAUGUUCUGGGCUGUCUUUCCCUGCUCUUGGCUACUGGUUCCGGAAAGGGGCCGGUGUACACCAGGAUGCUCCAGUGGCCACAACCAACCCAGAUCAAGAAGUGCGGGAGGAGACCCAGGGCCGAUUCCACCUCCUCGGGGGCCCCCGGGACUACAACUGCUCCCUGGGCAUCAGAGAUGCACAGAGAAGGGACUCGGGGACAUACUUCUUUAGGGUGGAGAGAGGGCCUUAUGUGCAAUAUAGUUACCUACAGAACCAGCUCUCCGUGCGUGUGACGGCUCUGACACAGAUACCUGACAUCCACACCCACGGGCCCCUAGAAUCUGACCACCCCAAGAACAUUACCUGUAGUGUGCCAUGGGCCUGUAAGAGGGGGACACCCCCGACCUUCUCCUGGAUCGGGGUCGCCCUCACCACCAGGGGCUCCAAGACUCGCCACUCCUCCGUGCUCACCCUCACCCCGAGGCCCCAGGACCACGGCACCAACCUUACCUGUCGGGUGACCCUCCCCGGAGCUGGUGUGAGCACGGAGAGGACCAUCCAGCUCACCGUGCCCUAUGCUCCACGGAACCUGACCAUCCGCAUCUUCAGAGGAAAUAGCACAGGUUCAAAGGCUCCAAAGAGGAUAAGGCUGCAAAUUGUAACUGAGCCCUCUUCUUCAUAGUGGUGCCCCCGUCCGGUGGAUGAGAAUCCGUCAAAGCACUGGAUGCUGAGGCUCACCCCUGUACAACUCUGUGGAGCAAGGAGGCCUGGACGCUGCCUCCUCUCCAGAAAUAACAUCUCUCUACCUCUGGUCGUUAAGACUCUUCCUGCUGGUUCCAAAUCUGUGGUGGGGAGGGCGAGUGAGGACAUCUAGAUAGAUUUUUGUUAUUAUUAAUUUGAAUUAUGCAUACCCCAUGUAAUAUAUUGCUUCUGUGUGUUUAUCUUGGAUAAGCCCCAAAUUCAACCCCAUAAUAUAUCGUUAUAAAUCUCA